GUUCGACGGCUGGAAGAAAACAAUAUUGGUUGUUUUGUUUUGAUGCUUCACUUCAAAUAUUGAAUAUAUGUAACGAUGCCCAAGAUACCGAAGGCAAAAAUCAAACCACCAGUCGAAAAGGACAAAAGCCAAUGGGUGCUCAUUACACCAGAAUCCAGUGUCAGUGAAGUCAAACCAAAUGAUGAAGAACCAUGUUUUGUAAAAUUACGUCAUCCCAAAACAGAACAAGGUGCAAUGUUUAUGUUGACAAACAACAACACAGAAAUCCUUGAGGUUUUGCGAUUUGAUGAUCAGUACAGAUCAUGGUUUAUAGGAGAAACAGUUCAGCAAGAUGGAAGUAUGUUCAUGUCUACUGCUAUUGAUCCACUGUUUUUAUUGCUACCGUACAUCGUUAAAGCUGAUAAGAGUAGUAUGUUUAUGACAUUGGAUCAGAUUGUUACAGAUGAAGAUUACCCACAAUGCAUCAAAUUACUCAGCUGUAGUGGUAUUUCAGACUUGUGUCAUAUCACUGAUAGCAAAGGGAAUGAAGACUUCAAAGCCUACAGAUUGAACAAAGAUAAGCUGAUGGAAUGGUUAAAACUGAAAACUGAGAGACUAGCAGACUGCCUGGAGAAGCACAGUAUCCAUGCAGUGGGUGUGAAAGCAGAGACAUUUGUACGAAGUAGUAAGGAUAAUAGUGUUACUAGAGAUGACUAUCUACGAUUCUCUCACGGGAUGAUGUCUGAUUAUCUUAGUAUAUCAUUAAGUAAAGAACUCAAUCAGUUUUUAGAUAUUAAAGAGAAAGUGGUGGAGAAAUCCUCCCCUGAGGGACCUCCUGCUAAGAAACUAAGGUUAUCCAAUGGUUGUGAACCUGACGAAGACUACACCAAGUUCAAUAGUACAGAAUCUAACACUGUGAAGCCUGCUGGAAAGUUAACAAAUGCUCAAAAAACCCUGAAAAAAGUGGACAAGUCUGGGAUGAAGAAUAUCGCAAGUUUCUUUUCACCAAAGCCACCAACUAAAAAAAGGAAAAAGUGA
Molecule: messenger RNA, 1017 nt
Organism: Saccoglossus kowalevskii
Lineage: Eukaryota; Metazoa; Hemichordata; Enteropneusta; Harrimaniidae
Product: ribonuclease H2 subunit B-like
Biological process (GO): RNA catabolic process
Cellular component (GO): nucleoplasm; ribonuclease H2 complex
Source: RefSeq, a predicted model, not a curated record